CGUUAGUGCACUAUUACGCUCCUACGAGUGAUUUGACAUUCCGCCUUCCAUGGAGUGAAAAUUUGCCGUGUUUGCCGUGUUCACUUUAUAAGACAGGGAGUGAAUCUGAUAGCAGUCGUCGAGGUGUCGCGAUGGGGGUAACAAUCAAAGUGGAAUAUUGUGGCGGAUGAGGCUACGAGCCCCGCUAUCAGGAGCUCAAGCGAGUCGUCGUCGCUGAGUUUCCUGAGGCGGAGGUGUCUGGCUUCGUCGGCAGACAAGGGAGCUUUGAGAUCGAGAUCAACGGACAGCUAGUUUUCUCAAAGCUAGAAACCAGCGGUUUUCCAUACGAAGACGACGUCAUGGAGGCCAUUCAGAAAGCCCAUGAUGGCAAACCAGUGGAGAAGAUCACCAAGAGCCGGCCACCUUGCGUCAUACUCUAACUGCAAGCUUUUGUUUACCUCAGAAACAACAAGCCUAUGAGUGAAACCAUCAUGACUGUGUAACGGCUCCUUGGAUGUCUCCUUUCACUUCUGCUUCAAAUGAAGUGUUUUUGGACGUUAAUGAUUGGUGUAGCUAAAAACUAAAGGUUGCACUAUGAAGCUCUCAGUCCAAUCACUGUCAAAUCUGGAGCAGAGAUGAAGAGAUGGCAUUUAACUUUGCAUUAAAGAAAUAUAGGCAUUUAUAUGUGGGGGAAAAAAGUCUAACUAUUUAUAUGUAACAUUUGAUUCAGGGGUUUGUUUUGUUUUGUUUUGUUUUGUAAUUUACCUGAAUAUUCUUCUGAAAUUUACACUUGGCUUUGUAGUGAAGUCUCAGUUAAAGGAGACUCGGAAGUCUUUAACAUGUUACUGUACUUUUUGACUUUAUUGUUCAACAGGUAAAACUUGGUACACCACAUUGAAUAUUCACUUUUACACCAUCAACAAACAAAACAAGCAAGUGGAAAUCAAACAAUUAUGGAGCGCUCCUGUUCAUUUACAUCACUGCCAAAAUUGAUCCCAUGUUUUUUUUCCCCCAUUUCAUAGCUCAGAAAUUUACGCCAGACAUGUUACUGUACUAAAUUCAGACUUGAACCUUAUUUUUGCUGCCUUGAUUCUUCAAUUAUAUCUAUUUAAUUAUAGAUGAUAAUAUAUGAUUCGUGAACAUUAAAUACAUUGCUUAUAGCUGCUUAUUAGAAGUAGAAUUAAGCAUGUAGAACUUAACAAAUCGUACAAAGUAGCAUUGCUAAUCCUUUUCAGGAACUGGUUAAGAUGUUGAAAUGGCUUUUUCGUAAUGUUUCCUUGAUUAUUUUGUAAGACUAUUUCCUGGUCAAACAAAAAAAUUGCAGCUAUUUGUUUAAAUCUGCCCUUUACCUUCAUAAUAGUUGAAAAGUUACAGUUAGGACUUUAUCAGGGAUAGAGAAGUCGUGAAUGUUGUUCUUGUCCAUUCUCCUUACACGUUUUGUCUGUAAGUUGUGUAACCUUAAUGUUGAGAAAUUAUUAUAACAGCUUUGUCAAACAAAACCGUAAAUGGUUGUCUGCUCUUGUGUUGAACAUCUACUUUUGCAUUUGACAUUGAGUCAUUAUUGUUGUCUGAUUGCACAACCACAAUAUCAGAGAGCAAAUAAGGUUAAAGUACGAAGCAGCAUAAACACGUCUUAUCUUUUAUCGCCUUAAACUCUAGCCCAGAUCAUCUCUCCCCAUCAUGACUCUUAAUUUUUUUAAUGUCAAAAUUCUCUGUUAACAUGCUCCAUGCUUGAAUAAAAAUUUGUUGAAAGUG
Hemibagrus wyckioides is the source of this 1734-nucleotide messenger RNA. RefSeq names its product selenoprotein W, 2a (gene mien1). The record is from RefSeq and is a predicted model, not a curated record. The transcript has 4 exons. NCBI's taxonomy places the organism in Eukaryota, Metazoa, Chordata, Actinopteri, Siluriformes, Bagridae. Gene Ontology annotation, biological process: negative regulation of apoptotic process; positive regulation of filopodium assembly.